Messenger RNA from Coregonus sp. 'balchen', 1753 nucleotides. The record is from the annotation of a GenBank genome assembly. Lineage: Eukaryota; Metazoa; Chordata; Actinopteri; Salmoniformes; Salmonidae.
UUCCGCUGCUGUGGCGUGACCAACCAUACGGACUGGUUUGAGGUGUAUAACGCCAGCCGCGUGCCCGACUCCUGCUGUCUGGAGUACAGCGACAACUGUGGCCUCGAGAACCCAGGGACCUGGUGGACCGCGGUAAGAUGCACAGAAUCACACAUACUCUGUCUCUCUGUCUCUCUGUCUCUCUGUCUCUCUGACACACGUAUGCACACGCAUGCACACUAGUUGUUCCCAAAUGUUGUUUUUGGUGCCCAAAUGUAAUUUAUUUGGUCCAAAAGCCUUCCUUGUGACCAACCAGGUAAACAAAGCAUUACAGUAUACUGUUCAUAAAUCUCAGACAAUCCACCCACAGUCCACUGAGUGUUUGCUAAAACCCAACCCACGCUUUGGGAAACACUGCUCUGCUGAAGAUAAUUACCUGUUCUCAUAUGCCUUAUACCCCAGGUAUUGAAAUAUAAGGGGUAUUUAACCCUAAGGUCAGAAAUCGGUCUUCUCAUGGAAACGUCUGUAGUGUUAGACGUUUUUGUGAGAAGACUGAUUUUCGGGAUGCCUCCUGGUCUGACAAAAUGGGCGUAUGCGGUGGAUUGAGAUGCAGCCCAUACAAAAAACCCAGAUAUCUCUAGUUUAGACAGAUUUUGAUGUUGAUUUUUUAGUUAUGUUAAUCGUCUCUAUGGGGUUUUUAAAUCUGGGCCUUGAGGUCUGCAGCAGCCCUGCUGAUUUUCUUUAUUUUGCCCCUGGUAGUUAAUUAAUAUAUAAUUAUAUUAUUACUUGAUUAAUACCCGUGUUUGGCGAGAUAAUCCACUCAACUGGUGUCCCAGGUCUAAAUCCCUGAUUAUAGGGGAAGACUGAAAACCAGCAGUGCUAAAGACUGAGGCAUAAAUUAUUUCUGCCAUAUACCAUGCCAGGCUCAUGCACUCUGUGCCAGUCCCAUCGCUGUCUACCAUUGUCUAUGCCACUUUUUUUUAUUAAAACAAAACCCCUUCAGUCUUUGAGAUAAUAAAAUUUCACAAUUUUUCGGAAAGACGUGUAUUGUUAGUGGUCAUCAUCCUUUUUAUUGACCGUGUUACCUAAUGUUUUUGAAUGUUAAAAGGGAAGUUUAGAAACUUUUGGUUGAAGUCGCCCAAAUGAUAUCCUUUUUUGUUUUCAAUGAAAAAAUUAAUCCCGCUCGCUUGUUUAAAUGUUGUCCCGGCACAGAGCAAUGGUACCAUCUGCAAGUUAUACUCCCAUCCUUCCGUCCAUAGUGUAAUAGGGAUGGUAGCUAUCCCGGAACAUUUGGGCAAAAGGCAAGGGGGGAAAAAGUUUAAAGGGAUCCCUUAGAACAUGACAAGGAGAUGAUUUGCAGAGUAAAAGGCAUGUAUGGGAGGAUGUGUCACUUUGUGUUGGGUGGUGUAGAAAAGGGCCUGUGGGCCCCAUACUCUUGUAAGUCUACCAAGACUAGCACCAGAUGGACUGAAUGAGGAAACACAUAAAACAUGUUCGUUUUGUUUUCUCUAAUCUUAAAAAUAAAAUAACUUUUUCUAUGGCUGUUCUAUCGACUGAAAUUAAAUGGAAUUGACCCCAACCCUGCUGUAGGCUACACUUAGGCACCUCAUGCUAUAAAUGUGGGUUAAUGUGAUGUUUUUUGUAUAAUGUGCUGUAACAUUUUUGUUUACAUUUCUGUGUGUCUCCACAGCCAUGCUACGAGCGGGUGAAGGAUUGGCUACAAGAGAAUCUGGUGGCCCUGUGGCUAUUUGCUUUGUGUACGGCACUCACACAG